This is a messenger RNA of Staurois parvus, 345 nucleotides long. The record is from the annotation of a GenBank genome assembly. Lineage: Eukaryota; Metazoa; Chordata; Amphibia; Anura; Ranidae.
CUAUUCCUCCCACUGACACCAAUGAUGGGGUGCUGUUCCUCCCACUGACACCAAUGAUGGGGCACCAUUCUUCCCACUGACACCAAUGAUGGGGUGCUACCAUGACACCAAUGAUGGGGCACCCUUCCCACUGACACCAAUGAUGGGGUGCUAGUCCUCCCACUGACACCAAUGAUGGGGCAUGAUUCGUUGCUCUGACACCAAUGAUGGAGCACGAUUCCUCCCAACUGACACCAAUGAAGGGGCACGAUUCCUCGCUCUGACACCAAUGAUGGGACACUAUUCCUCGCACACUGACACUAAUGAUGGGGCACCAUCCAUACCAUAUUGAAAUCAAAUCUGAUG